AAAAAAAACUAACACGAAGAAGAAGACGAAGAAGUAGAAGAAGAAGAAAAGAAGAAGGAAAAAAAGAGUAAUGGCGAAGAAUUACAAGAAAUGUUCUGUUGUUGGCUGCAGGGAUGCGCAUAAAUCACUCCUUAACCUCCCAGGAGAACAGGACAGACGAGUAGAGUGGCUCAAAUUCAUUUUUGAUGGAGAUAUCCCAGAUGGCAUCCCAAAAAAGGUAUUAGUAUGUGCCAACCACUUCCAACCUGACUGUUUCAACAACUUGAAACAGUUUACAUUGGGAUUCGCUGGGAGACUUAGCCUGAAAACGGAUGCAGUUCCAACUUUGCGCGGAGAACCAGCGGAGAAGGCGUUUGACAGUAAACAGUUGCCAGCAACAAUAGAUGUUGGAUGUCAGACCGAGCCACCAAAGAAAUGCAGCGUUGGCACACAACUGUCAAUGAGGAGUCUUCAACCACAUUACAAAAGUAGAGUUGUCCAAACUACAAUGUCUUCUGAGGAUUUUGGCAUGUCCACUGCUGCUUUUAAAGAGCCGCUUCAUGUUCUAAGCGCCACACCAAUAGGGCCAGCAUCUAAGAGAUGGCCUCAGGAGGAUGACGAUUCUCUCAUGCACAGCACAGUAAAUGCUUCUGUUGGACUGGACUUAACCUAUGAUUCUGAAAACUCUGUGACAGCUUUGACCGAGUCAACAUCUAUGUCGGAUUCACCAAGUACCUCCACACACGACAUAAUAAAAUACAUCGUCUUCGAGGACUGUCUACUGCAGCUUUUCGAAAUGUGUCCUGUAUGCAAGCAUCCAUGCACUGUUUAAACUAGAGCUGGGCGUUAACAACCUCAUGAUUCGUUUCAAUUUAGAUUCUUUAGGUUGCGAGUCGACUCAAUAUUGAUUCUUUAGCGUUGCAAUUCAAUUCGGUAAUGAUUUAAAUGUUUUGAUAUCGAUUUAGUAAGGAGUAAAAAUAUACAAAUAAAAGUAGAUUUUGACAAUUUUGAAAUAUUUAUUUUUGAUUCCAUGUAAAAAUGUCACUACAUUUUUUAAGCAAUAAAACAUCUGAAAAUAAAAAUUUCCACAUAACUUGUUUGUAUAUAUGCAGUAAAAAAUAUGGCAGUUGUGCAUAAAGACUGAAAAGAUAAAGUGCAUGUAAACUUAAAUGAUUUAUUUGCUCUUAAAAAUUGUAAUAACAAAAUGCACAAUAAUAACUUAUUUGUUCAUAUGGAGUACAAAAGUUAAAACGUGCACCUAUACUUAUUUAUUUGACCUUUUUUUUUUUUUUUUUUUUAAAGUAGGGUUACUAUUAUUAUUUGUAGGGUGUUUAAGUUAAACCUAAUGAAGUAACAUGUUUGCAGCAUUGUGUAACAAGCCAGUACCGGUACUUUGUUAAACCUUCAUCAAACAUUCAUUAAUUGCGUCUGUCAACAAGUUCGCUAUAUUGCGCUCUCUCUGUAUGGCUUCAGUGUAGGGGGCUCUCGUCUGCAGAACAUUUCACACAAUUUCCCGCUCGUUAGAAAUGAAAUGGGAAGUUACGUACGUAGGGGUCAGUCGCUCUUUCUGUCGACUUCAAUGACUCCAAAACCGCUGUAUUAACUCCGUGUACAGUUCCGGGACGGUGACUUCUGGCAUGUUUUCGUGUUGGAAUUGCGUAUUGUGGUUCGAGUGUCUGUUGUUCAUUUCUGUGUUCUGGAUUUACAGGGGAAUCCAAAAUGACCCCAAACAUCAUUUUAAAAGUAGAAGUCGCUCGCUUCACGCUGCUCCUGCAGCCACUAUUUGCUUGAGUAGCCAUUGUUUGGCUUUCGUCCAUACAACGCGAACCACACGCAAAGCGCCUCACAGUGGCCAGGAGUUUAAAUCAAAAGACGAGACAUUUAUCAAAAUACAACUGUGCACCUGUUGUGAGUACUUCCAAAGUUGGAAAAGCCAGCCUCUUAUGGACAACACACCAGCUGGAAACUUGCACUUUUCUGCGGCAGUGUACAUCAGUGGAGCUUCUUUCAUCAAAGGCCAUAGAGUGUUCAAAGCGACGGAUUUGCAAGCUUUUCGGUUCAACACCUUCCGUUGGCAUGCCAGAAUGUUCAUUGAGCUAGCUAUUGUCCACACAUGGAAGAUUAAGCAGGAUGUGAUGCUGCAGCAGCUGCACCAAAAAGAAAAGCUAAGCUUGGUGGUGACAUGAGGGCCGACUCUUCAGGACACUGCAAAAUAUGGAAGUUAUACUUUGAUGGACCUCGAGACAAACACUGUAAUCGAUCAGCAGUUAGUUCAGAGCAACGGGUGUUGGCAGGAGCUACCACAUGGAGAAGAAAUGCCUGUGGAAGAUUCUGAAGCUGUUGAAUGAACAUGGCAUUGCGGUUGAUUAUAUCGUCAACAAUCAUCCUCAAAUUCAGAAUUUUUUUAAGGGACAAUAACAUCACGCAAUUUUGAUGUUUGUCAUAUGGAAAAAGAGACCCCUAUAUUCUAUCACCUGGAGAAGGAGCUGACCAAGAAGACAGUCCUGGAGGACAUUGCAAAGCUCAGACCUCCUCACUCGAGGCAUUCCACAGUGCGAUUCUUAGAUUCCCGCCUAAGAAUGUGAUAUAUCCAUAUAUUGGAAUGUUGUGCAGGUCGGGUCGAGGGGGUAGCAGACUCAGCAGGGAAGCCCAGACUUCCCUCUCCCCAUCCAGCUCUUCCGGGGGGAUCCCGAGGCGUUCCCAGGCCAGCCGAAGGACGGAGUCUCUCCAGCGUGUCCUGGGUCGUCCCUGGGGUCUCCUCCCGGUGGGACGUGCCCGGAUCACCUCACCAGGGAGGCGUCCAGGAGGCAUCCGAAUCAGAUGCACCAGCCACCUCAUCUGGCUCCUCUCGAUGUGGAGGAGCAACGGCUCUACUCUGAUAUCCUCCCGGAUGACCGAGCUUCUCACCCUAUCUCUAAGGGAGAGCCCGGACACCCUGCGGAGGAAACUCAUUUUGGCCGCUAGUAUCCGGGACCUUGUUCUUUCGGUCACAACCCACAGCUUGUGGCCAUAGGUGAGGCUAGGAACGUAGAUCGGCCGGUACAUCAAGAGCUUCGCCUUUUGGCUUAGCUCCUUCUUUACCACAACGGAUCGAUACAAAGUCCGCAUCACUGCAGAUGCUGCACCGAUACGCCUGUCGAUCUCCCGUUCCAUUCGUCCCUCACUCGUGAACAAGACCCCAAGAUACUUGAACUCCUCCACUUGGGGCAGGAUCUUCUCCCCGACCUGCAUAGGGCACGCCACCCUUUUCUGACUGAGGACCAUGGUCUCAGAUUUGGAGGUGCUGAUUCUCAUCCCAGCCACUUCACACUCAGCUGCGAACUGCUCCAGUGAGAGUUGGAGGUCACGGCUUGAUGAAUCCAACAGAACCACAUCGUCUGCAAAAAGCAGGGAUGCAAUACUGAGGCCACCAAACCGGACCCCCUCUACGCCUCGGCUGCGCCUUGAAAUUCUGUCCAUAAAAGGUAUGAACAGAAUCGGUGACAAGGGGCAGCCUUGGCGGAGUCCAACCCUCACCGGAAACGAGUCCGACUUACUGCCGGAUAUGCGGACCAAACUCUGACUCCGGUCGUACAGGGACCGAACAGCCCAUAUCAGGGUUCGGUACCCCAUACUCCCGAAGCACCCCCCGAGGGACACUGUCGCACCGAUCCACCUGUUGAUCUCCCAUUCCAUUCUUCCCUCACUCGUGAACAAGUCCCCAAAAUACUUGAACUCCUCUACUCGGGGCAUGAUCUCAUCCCUGACCUAGAGAGGGCAUGUCACCCUUUUCAUAGUCUCAGAUUAGGAGGUACUGAUUUUCAUCCCAGCCGCUUCACACUCUGCUGCGAACCGCUCCAGAGAGAGUUGGCGAUCACGGCUUGAUGAAGCCAACAGAACCACAUCAUCUGCAAAAAGCAGAGAUGCAAUACUGAGGCCACCAAACCGGACCCCCUCUAUGCCUCGGCUGCACCUAGAAAUUCUGUCCAGAAAAGCAAUGAACAGAAUCGGUGACAAGGGGCAGCCUUGGCGGAGUCCAACCCUCACCGGAAACGAGUCUGACUUACUGCCGGAUAUGCGGAACAAACUCUGACUCCGGUCGUACAGGGACCGAACAGCCCAUAUCAGGGUUCGGUACCCCAUACUCCCGAAGCACCCCCCGAGGGACACGGUCGAACACCUUCUCCAAGUCCACAAAACACAUGUAGACUGGUUGGGCGAACUCCCAUGCACCCUCGAGGACCCUGCCGAGGGUGUAGAGCUGGUCCACUGUUCCACGGCCAGGACGAGAACCACACUGCUCAACCUGAAUCUGAGGUUCAACUUCCUGGCGGACCCUCCUCUCCAGCACCCCUGAAUAGACCUUACCAGGGAGGCUGAGGACUGUGAUCCCCCUGUAGUUGGAAGACACCCUCUGGUCCCCCUUUUUAAGAAGGGGGACCACCACCCCAGCCUGCCAAUCCAGAGGCACUGUCCCCGAUGUCCACGCGAAGUUGCAGAGGCAUGUCAACUCGGACAGCCCUACAAUAUCCAGAGCCUUUAGGAACUCCGGGCGAAUCUCAUUCACUCCCGGGGCCUUGCCACCGAGGAGCUUUUUAACCACCUCGGUGAGAGCCUGCCUCAGAGAACCCAGACUCUGCUCCCUCAUGGAAAGGUGUGUCGGUGGAAUUGAGGAGGUCUUCGAAGUAUUCUCCCCACACAACGCUCACAACGUCCCCCCCAACCGAAGGCGGAGGGAGGCUACCCUCUCGUCCACCGGGGUGAACCCCAACGUACAGGCGCAGAGCCGGGGGGGCAAUAAGUAUACCCACACCUGCUCUGUGCCUCUCACCGUGGGCAACUCCAGAGUGGAAGACAGUCCAAUCCCUCUCGAGAGGACUGAUACCAGAGCCCAAGCUAUGUGUGGAGGAGAGUCCGACUAUAUCUAGUCGGAAAUUCUCGACCUCACACACCAUCUUGGGCUCCUUCCCUGCCAGAGAGGUGACAUUCCACGUCCCUAAAGCCAGCUUCUGAAGCCGGGGAUUGGAUCGCAAAAGUCCCCGCCUUCGGCCACCACCCAGCUUGCACUGCACCCGACCCCUAUGUCCCUUACAACAGAUGGUGAGCCCAUGGGAAGGGGGACCCACGUUACCCUUUUGGGCUCUGCCCGGCCACCAGGCUGUCGCCUUCGAACCCCACCUCCAGGCCUGGCUCCAGAGGGGGGCCCCGGUGACCCGCAUCCGGGCAAGGGAAACCUGAGUCCAUUGUUUGUCGUCAUCAUAAGGGGUCUUUGAGCCGUGCUUUGUCUGGUCCCUUACCUCGGAACUGUUUGCCAUGGCUGACCCUGCCAGGGACAUAAAGCCCCAGACAACUUAGCUCCUAGGAUCAUUGGGACACACAAACCCCUCCACCACGAUAAGGGUCGCGGGCGUGCUGGAGCCUAUCCCAGCUGUCAUCGGGCAGGAGGCGGGGUACACCCUGAACUGGUUGCCAGAUGCUGUGAGAAAAGUCUGCCCCCUGGUGGCCAUUAAUGUGUGCGUGCAUGUGCGUGUUGGGAGUGGAAGCACCACAACUGAGUGGACUUUGGUCUUUCAACCUGCAUGAACAGAAGAACUUCAACUCUGUACAACUUGUUACAAGUAUGGAUCCUAGUAUGCUCCUGUCUGUGGUGGUAGCUGUGUGUGUAGUGGUUGUAAGUUUACUGUACUUGUUAAUGCGGGGCUCUGAAAACAAGAAGAAACUGCCUGUCACCCUGCAAGACCCUGUGGUUAAAUAUCCUCUAAAGCUUAUCGAUAAAAAGGAAAUUAGUCAUGACACAAAGAAAUUUCGCUUUGGCCUUCCCUCUUCAGAUCAUAUCCUUGGACUGCCACUAGGUCAGCACGUGUAUCUCUCAGCCAAGGUGAAUGGCAGCCUCGUUGUCAGAGCCUACACGCCUGUCUCCAGUGAUGACCAACAAGGAUAUGUUGACCUUGUUGUCAAGGUGUGCUAUAAGAACACUCGCCCCUCAUUCCCAGAGGAAAGGAAAAUGUCGCAGUAUCUGGACAAUAUGGCUGGUGGAGACGUAAUUGACUUCAGGGGACCCAAUGGACUGCUAGUGUAUAGGGGCAAGGGUCAGUUUUCUAUCCGACCGGACAAGAAGUCAGAACCAAGGAGUUUGAAGUCCAAACACAUUGGCAUGAUCGCUGGAGGAACAGGUAUCACACCAAUGUUGCAGUUAAUUCGGACAAUCACAAUCGACCCCAGUGACAACACGAUGUGCCAUCUCAUUUUUGCAAACCAGACAGAGAAAGAUAUUCUACUCAGGGAGGAACUUCAUGAGAUGGAGAAAAUAUAUCCUGACAAGCUGAAGCUCUGGUUUACACUGGACAAACCUACUGAGGGUUGGAAGUACAGUUCCGGGUUUGUGACCUCUACCAUGAUCAAGGCUCACCUCCCUGCUCCGUCCUCAGACGUGCUUGUUGUUCUGUGCGGUCCUCCUCCAAUGAUUCAGCAUGCAUGUUUGCCAAAUCUGGAUAAACUGGGAUACAAGACAGAACACAUCUUUGCAUACUAAUGUUGAGAUUAGUAAAUUCCUUUAAUAAUACUGUUUUUUUUGUUCAAAAACUUUUAAAUUACAAUAAAAAAGUUGAUUUGUUUUA
Phyllopteryx taeniolatus (common seadragon) is the source of this 6575-nucleotide messenger RNA. Its product is annotated as NADH-cytochrome b5 reductase 2. Lineage: Eukaryota; Metazoa; Chordata; Actinopteri; Syngnathiformes; Syngnathidae. The coding region runs from base 5468 to 6490 and encodes 340 amino acids. The transcript is spliced from 21 exons. Gene Ontology annotation, molecular function: FAD binding; oxidoreductase activity. The record is from RefSeq and is a predicted model, not a curated record. Gene Ontology annotation, cellular component: mitochondrion.